This is a messenger RNA of Pelobates fuscus (common spadefoot toad), 1033 nucleotides long. RefSeq names its product FA core complex associated protein 20 (gene FAAP20). Gene Ontology annotation, molecular function: ubiquitin binding. The transcript is spliced from 4 exons. Gene Ontology annotation, cellular component: Fanconi anaemia nuclear complex. The coding region runs from base 7 to 915 and encodes 302 amino acids. Lineage: Eukaryota; Metazoa; Chordata; Amphibia; Anura; Pelobatidae. The record is from RefSeq and is a predicted model, not a curated record.
UGCAUCAUGUCUGCCGAGAGAGCUGCUAAAUUGAAAUUGAAGAGAAAGAAGGAUAGCACAGCAGCCGUAGAAGGAUUGAAUGCUGGCAGCAGGCUGCAAUUUGUACAAAGUCCAUUACAGAGAAGGAACGCCACCGGUUCCUGGUUUGAUGAAAUCGAAUUAACUGCUGCUGAACAAAUGUGGAGGCAGGUUCUCCGGUCUGCGAAUCCAAACUUGACAAAUCUGGGAUGGGAAUCGGUGCCUAGUCUGCCAGAAUUUGGCAAUAAGAACACCGAAACCACAAGUGAGGAAUCCAAUGGAUGUGACGUGUUUAACAUUGGAGAAGACCAAUUUAAAUGGGUUCCCUUCCCCAAAGAAUUACCUGGCUCUCCAUCAUACCAGAAUAGUAGCAACAUGCAAGACUGUCAUGCAGCCAAUAAUCAGACUGAGUCGUUACAAGAUGACCUUGGGAUAACCUCUGCAAAAGACCUUGAAUCCGAAUGCUCGGUUUACCAGUUGAAAAGUAAACUUAGUGUUGUGAAACAAUACAUACAUCCCCCAAAAGAAAUCUCAUCACAAAACUUAAGACCGCAAAUUUCAGGAAACCAGGCACUUUCAAAAAUGGAUUCUACUAAAAUGUUUGAAUAUGACCGGAUUCAGAAUAAGUCUCUGGAUCUAAAUUUAAAAGUAGACACACAAGUUCAAAAAACAGAAAAUACUGACAUCGUAAUGAAGGACUUGGAGGAAGAAGAUAAUUGGAGAGAUUCUGAAGUACAGGAAACUGAUCAAAAUGCACCCAGAGCAGCUGAAAAUGUGGAUUUAUUAGAGAACUGUCCCAUGUGCCUGAAACAGUUCUCUAAGGGGUUGUCUCAGCUAGAUAUUGACAGCCAUCUUGCACAAUGCUUGUCUGAAGCAACAGUUGAUGUUAUUUGGUAAUCACUUGGACAAAAUAUUUUGCACUACAUUGUGAAAAAUGUAUGUAUUAUAUGGUAUACCAAGCAGUUCUUCAUUUGCAUUAUAGGAUCAGGGCAUACAUUAAAUUAAACACAUGCUU